Balearica regulorum gibbericeps (East African grey crowned-crane) is the source of this 988-nucleotide messenger RNA. NCBI's taxonomy places the organism in Eukaryota, Metazoa, Chordata, Aves, Gruiformes, Gruidae. The record is from RefSeq and is a predicted model, not a curated record.
AAUCAUCAAAACUGUGGUCAAGACCUUCAAGUAUUUCUUCGGCCUAAGGUUUGAGGUGAAGGGACUGGAGAACUUCGAGGUGGAGGGUCCUGCUAUCAUUGUGUCCAACCACCAGAGCAUCCUCGACAUGAUGGGGCUGAUGGAGGUCCUGCCUGACAACUGUGUCCAGGUGGGCAAGAAAGAGCUGAUGUAUGCUGGCACUGUGGGGCUCGUCAUCUACCUCGGCGGCGUCAUCUUCAUCAACAGGAAGAGCACCACCAGUGCCAAGAUGGUGAUGGCGGAGGUGGCCAAGACUAUGACAACUGACAACGUGAAAGUGUGGGUGUACCCAGAGGGCACAAGGAACUGCACCGGGGAUUUGCUGCCAUUCAAGAAAGGAGCAUUUCACCUUGCUGUCCAGGCACAGGUCCCAGUGAUCCCUGUGGUGUAUUCCUCCUUCACCACCUUCUAUAACCCAAAGAAGAAUCUAUUUACAUCAGGCAAAAUCAAGGUUGAGGUUCUACCUCCAAUACACACCAAAGGCCUGACAUCAGACGAUGUCACUGACCUCACGGACAGAUGCUUCCGCAUCAUGAGGGAGACCCUCUUCAGGCUGUCAGGCCGUCCAAGCGAGGCAAAGGACUCAUCCUAGAUGCUUCUCCAGUGGCAUCACUGUGUGGUGGUGGUUGAAGGGACCUGUCUGUUGCCAAAUACCGAAGGAACUUCUCUUCCUCUGCAGUGACUUCUAACUCUGGGAACACCACGGACUGGCACAUGUGGGGUGUCGAGCCAGCACUGAGGUUCCCCAUUGAGUGGAUUUCUCUUAUGGGUUCACUAUCUCACAAUGAAACAUCUCCUUUUUCUGAAUUUCUCAGGCAUCAAACUUGUGCUACCAAAGGGCUCAAUGACUGGAGAGGUGAGUUCCCCCAGCUCACGCAGCUGGCGUGGGGUGACAACAAAAACCUGGCUGGAGGCUGGGCUCUGACUCACAUGAGUGUCCCUGCAGGCU